This is a messenger RNA of Cokeromyces recurvatus, 1529 nucleotides long. RefSeq lists its product as uncharacterized. The transcript is spliced from 7 exons. Gene Ontology annotation, biological process: protein deubiquitination; mRNA processing; spliceosomal complex assembly. Lineage: Eukaryota; Fungi; Mucoromycota; Mucoromycetes; Mucorales; Mucoraceae. The coding region runs from base 77 to 1483 and encodes 468 amino acids. The record is from RefSeq and is a predicted model, not a curated record. Gene Ontology annotation, molecular function: cysteine-type deubiquitinase activity; zinc ion binding.
AAAAAAAAAAAAAAAAAAAAAAAGGCCUCUUUUUUUUUUCCAAGUCCUUUCUCUUUUUAGUUCAUAAAUCGCAAUAAUGGAAGAACCAUCUGCAAAAAGAGCACGUUUAGAUUCUCUACCAGAAGAAACAACACAAACAAAAAAAAAUGAAGAUACGACUGAUCUUUAUUUAGAUACAAUCGAUAGACACAUGUUAGAUUUUGAUUUCGAGAAAGUGUGUUCAGUCUCCCUCUCUCAAAUCAAUGUUUAUGCUUGUUUAACUUGUGGAAAGUACUAUCAAGGUCGUGGAAAGUCAUCUCAUGCUUAUUUUCAUAGUAUGGAUAAGGAUCACCAUGUCUUUAUUAAUUUGAAGACAUUAAAGGUCUAUGUUCUUCCUGAUGGUUAUGAAGUUGAUAAUCCUUCUUUGAAUGAUAUUAAGUAUGUACUUAAUCCAAUCUUGACAAAAGAACAAGUUCAUCAACUCGACCAGAAUUUGAAAAUGUCUUAUGAUUUGAAUAACAAAAAGUAUUUGCCUGGAUUUGUGGGUUUAAAUAAUAUUAAAGCCAAUGAUUAUGUUAAUGUCGUCAUUCAAGCUCUUGCACAUAUCCCUUCUAUUCGAGAUUAUUUUAUUCUUGAAGAAUUUGAAAAGAAAGGAUAUCCUCAAUUAGUAUGUAGAUUUGGUGCGUUAAUUAGAAAAAUGUGGAAUCCAAAGGCAUUUAAGGGCCAAGUGAGUCCUCACGAACUAUUACAAGAAAUUUCAAAUGCAAGUCAAAAAAAAUUCAAACUAACGGAGCAAAGUAAUGCUAUUGACUUUUUAUCAUGGUUUUUGAAUACAUUACAUAAAGAUUUGGGAGGAACAAAGAAAAAGAAUAGCAGUAUUAUUUAUAAACAGUUUCAAGGUGAAGUAAAAAUUGAAUCACAGGAUUUAAGCAGUAUAAAUGCGAAUGGAGAUAAAUUCAUAGUAACAUUGGAUACACCCUUUAAGUCAGUUGUUUCACCAUUUUUGUUCUUGGCAUUAGAUUUGCCACCUGCACCCUUAUAUCAAGAUGAGAAAGAGAAAGACAUUAUUCCACAAGUUCCCUUAACAACUAUCCUUGGCAAAUUUGAUGGUAAAAAGAUACAAGAGAUUGCCAAUCAAAGGAGAAAAUAUAGCAUCGUUCGACUUCCAGAAUUACUUAUCUUUCAUAUUAAACGAUUUCAUAAAAACAAUUGGUCAAGUGAAAAGAACCCCACUAUCGUUAACUUUCCUAUUAAAAACUUGAAUAUGUCAAAUUUUACAACUAAUCCAAAUGAAGAAACAUUAGAAGAUCAUUAUGACUUGGUAGCUAAUAUUUGUCAUGAAGGUAAACCUGAUCCAGGACAAGGAACAUAUAAAGUUCAUGUUCGUCACCGUGGUACAGGUCAAUGGUAUCAAAUUCAAGAUUUAAUUGUAGAAGAAAUUAUGCCCCAAAUGAUUUUCAUGUCUGAAAGCUAUAUUCAAAUUUGGGAAAGAAAAAAGAAAUAAAUGAAAAUUUAUAUAUAUAAAAAUAAAAAAAUAAAAAUAUUAAACA